This is a messenger RNA of Lactuca virosa, 1736 nucleotides long. The record is from the annotation of a GenBank genome assembly. NCBI's taxonomy places the organism in Eukaryota, Viridiplantae, Streptophyta, Magnoliopsida, Asterales, Asteraceae.
CGCUCGAACAUCACGAAAAUAAAAAUAAAAAUAAAAAUCACAGCUAUCACGCCCCCUCUCUCGCGCGGAAAUUUUUGUAGCGAAUCGAAUCCCGACUUUUUCCCUCUGCAACCACGAAUCGAUCAAUCCAACUUCAUACUCGAAUCUUUGUAACUCAUCUUCUCUUUCUUUGAUUCUUCAUUCCAUUUAUUGUUGAUUUUUCUCUUUGUUUAUCUACAUUGCUCUUUGAUUAAGGAUUUUAUCGAGUAUAUCAUGCUGGAAUAGGAGAAGCUGUAAGCUUGACUUUAUAAAUCUGGAUACUGGAAGCGAUCAAGGAAAUGUCCUGCAAUAAGAGUGAACACGUUCCAUUGUCGGUGUUGUUGAAGCGUGAAUCGGCGAAUCAAAAGGCUGAUAGGCCGGAGAUUGCUUGUGGUCAGGCUAACGAAUCUAAGAAAGGGGAAGACUUCGCAUUGAUCAAAACUGAAUGCCAACGCGUGUUGGGAGAUGGUGUUACCACUUAUUCUGUCUUUGGGAUAUUUGAUGGUCAUAAUGGGUCUGCAGCAGCUAUAUAUACUAAGGAGAACCUUUUGAACAAUGUUCUUUGUGCUAUUCCUCCCAAUCUGAAUCGUGAUGAAUGGGUGGCAGCCUUGCCUAGGGCUAUGGUUGCUGGUUUUGUGAAAACAGAUAAAGAUUUCCAAGAAAAAGCUCAAAUACUUGACACCAAUGAAGAAGAGCGGGAACGUGUCACUGCUAGUGGUGGUGAAGUUGGUCGCCUAAAUACCGGUGGUGGCACAGAGAUUGGUCCUUUAAGAUGUUGGCCAGGUGGGUUGUGCCUUUCAAGAUCUAUUGGAGAUAGAGAUGUUGGAGAGUUCAUUGUUCCAGUUCCUCAUCUAUCUUCUGCUGGAGGGCGGCUUGUAAUCUCAAGUGAUGGAGUCUGGGAUGCUCUUUCCGCUGAAUCAGCUCUGGAAUGCAGUCGCGGAUUGGCUCCGGAAUCAGCAGCAGCACAUAUUGUCAAAGAAGCAGUACAAGUGAAAGGGUUGCGAGACGAUACAACCUGCAUAGUGGUGGAUGUACUACCGCCGGAAAAGACAAAUCUGCCCUUGCCACCACCAAAGAUGACCGGAAAAAGAGUUUUAAAGGCCAUGUUUAGGAAAAAGAGCAGUGAGGCUCCACCUCAUGUUGAUGAAGAGGAAUAUUAUGAACCAGAUUUAGUGGAGGAGCUUGUGGAGGAAGGAUCUGCUAUGCUUUCUCAACGGUUAGAUACGAAAUAUCCGCUUUGUAACAUUUUCAGAUUAUUUAUCUGUGCUGUGUGUCAAAUUGAAAUGAAACCUGGAGAAGGAAUUUCAAUACACCAUGGAUCGGCUAAUAUGAGUGGAAAGUCAAAACCAUGGGAUGGACCUUUUCUUUGUGUAAACUGCCAAUACAAAAAAGAUGCCAUGGAAGGGAAAAUAUCAUCCAAAAGAAGGUGAUUAAAAUUACGAUUGUACCCUUCGAAUACAUACGAUUGUUUCGGAGCGAAGGAUCGAUGUGAAGACAAAAAGAUUGUUGAGAUUUCUAUCUCAAGGGGAAUUAUUCAAUUAUUGACUUUUAACAUUUGAAAAAAGGUUACUUAUUAGUAGAGAGAUAUAAUCUUUCUCCAACUUCUCUAACAAUGCAUAGAGCUAACAUUGUACUAUAUUUUAUAAAGAUUGUAGUUGUUAAUGUUAUACUCUUAGAUUAUUCACUCGUAACAUUGUACUACGAAAUUAAGAUGGUUG